GCGUUUUUGAACUUCGAGAGUACGCAAAUGAUUGCAUGGAGUAGGUAAUUUCAAACAUUGGGAAGUUUUCCGUGUUUUACGCAAUAUACCAUGUUCCAUAAAUGCGGACAAAUCCGUGAUUUUUUUCUAAUUGAGAGGAGAAAUAUGAUCCCUAACACGUAGAAACGUAUUUUCCAUUCUGUGAUUGAAGUGUUUAAUAAUCAAAGUUGUGUAUGGGUACUCAUCAAAUAAAAUAAAACGACAAUCAUAGGCUAUAUCAUACUGCCAUAUACAAUGUAGGCGUAUCUUGAAAUACUUAGGCUAAAUGCAUGUGCAGUUGCACUCAAGUUGUGCACGUAGUCAUGCACCUUGACUUUGUGCGUGAAUUUGCAGCGUGUCACUUUGCAGCGCAAGGUCAACAAUUACGUCAUUGCUGCAAAGUGACACGUUGCAAAGUAAUAUGCUGCAACCAAAAUGCAAUGUACAUUCGUCUUAAUGCAUUAUCAUUCAUAAUAGAUUAUCAUUAUUAUUAAAUAUGAAUAUUAUAGAAGACACCAUUUGAAACCAUAGGCCUAAUUUGUACCACAUGAUAGUCGGACUAUAAUUAAUCCUAAGCUAUAUAGUAGGCUAAAUGGUUGCAAGAAGACCAAUCCUUUGUGCAUGAGGGCCUUGGAUUGCCUUCGAUUUUCCCGGGCAUAUUUCAAAACCGGUUCACCCGGGGCUCGCGCUUUCUUUAUAUAAAUGCUGAUGGCCAUACGUUUUUGUGUAUAUGCAUUAUUUGUCAAUCAUGGCAACACCUACAAGAUCUCGCUACUCCGAGGAACAACUGGACAUGCUCGUGUCACUAGUUGAAAAAAGUUGGGAUGUAUUAGAUGGCCCCCUUGGAGUCACUCCACUACACACCUCGGCAAAUAGGGACAAAAUUUGGUCAAACAUAGCUAAUAAAGUGAGCGCGGUAGGGCCAUCACCAUGGUCGGCAGAAAAGAUUCAGGUAGGCUCAAAGGACUCGUUAGAGCUCUUCGAAUCAAGGUUAUAUAUUAGAUUAUAUCUAGUUUACCAUGUGCAGUUACCUGCAAAACCAAAUGGUCUCAGGGAAUGGUCUAAACUUAGUUUAUUUAAAUCGGAAUAUUUUCCAGGGUAAAUGGCGAGAUGUUACAAGUAGAACAAGAAUGAAGGCAAAUAGGAUAAGAGCGAAUGCUAACAGAACGGGUGGCGGUCCUGGCGUGAAGUUAGAGGUAUUAAGACCCCUAGAAGAGCGUG
Messenger RNA from Owenia fusiformis, 1239 nucleotides. NCBI's taxonomy places the organism in Eukaryota, Metazoa, Annelida, Polychaeta, Sabellida, Oweniidae. The record is from the annotation of a GenBank genome assembly.